Necator americanus (New World hookworm) is the source of this 2235-nucleotide messenger RNA. RefSeq lists its product as uncharacterized. The transcript is spliced from 20 exons. Gene Ontology annotation, biological process: protein processing. The record is from RefSeq and is a predicted model, not a curated record. Gene Ontology annotation, molecular function: metalloendopeptidase activity. Bases 1 to 2235 code for a protein of 744 amino acids. NCBI's taxonomy places the organism in Eukaryota, Metazoa, Nematoda, Chromadorea, Rhabditida, Ancylostomatidae. Gene Ontology annotation, cellular component: plasma membrane.
AUGGAAAAGUUGGUUGGCUCCCAACGUUAUGACGUACGAGACAGGUGCUACGAGGAUCUAAUGGAGAUAACCAAGAACACCCAAUUUCAUGCUCACCUCAUUAACAUCACCACCCUUCCUACUUUAACCAAUCUAAUCAGAUACCUAGGCACUUCGCAAGUGAACGACCCUUGCGAAGAUUUUCAUCAAUUUGCCUGUGGAAAAUGGUUGACAGAAGGGAAAGAAUCUGUCAUGGAACUGGUUGCUGUACAAUUUCGUGACAAUAUUAACAAAUUAAAUGCAAUUUUGAAAGCUUUCUUCCUUUCCGAAGAAGUAUCUAGCUCAAAGUCAGUGAAUGCAAUGAAAGAGGUGUACAAGAACUGUUUGUCAAGUGAUGAAGAUUGGAAGUCGGAUGGAGGACCUAUUAAGUUUGUCUUAGCAAGAAUUGAGAAAUAUGGCUAUUUUCCGUUGAUAGAUGGUGAUGAAAGAGAAACGGAUAUUGAUAGAACACACUUGCUUGCGUAUUUCAACAAAAACAAGACUGUGGUCAAGUCGAUUCUACCCAUUAUUGGAUUGGAUUAUAGAGACAAUAUCUCCCAAAUUAUGAUUUCUUUCAGUCCACAAUACGAUUUCCCUUACGACGAGUCUAAUAUGAUAAUUUACGGGAAUGAUACCUUUGUGUAUCCAAGCUUCGAUGGGCUUUUGUUCAAAGUGUCAUUGAAGAUCUGCAGCGAAGUACGCGCCAAUUGCAAUGAAACUUUGAUCCGUCAAGCUGUAAAAGAAAUGCUGUCCGUAGUUGAAAAGGUCCACAGACUCAGACUCUUGAUUGCUCAGGAGGAUGAGGAUGAAGAUGAAGACCGAUGGUACCGCUUAAGCGAACUAGAUGUCAAACUCUCGUCGGUUAACUGGACCAAAUAUUUCAUUAUGAUGGCGCCUCCUGAUACGCACAGCUACUUUCUUGCAGAUCCUUUGGUUCAUGUUCCAAACAGAAAAUACAUAGAAGAGUUGGACGGAAUUCUGCAGAAUACACCCAAAAGGGUACUAGCAAACUUUGUGAUUCUCCACUACAUCCUUUCAUGGGCAAAAUAUUUAAAUGACGAUUAUAGGACACUGCUGAAGAAUAUGUCAACACAAAGCGAAAUCGAAUUAAAAGUCGAAUUUAAGGAAUAUAUGUUUGACAUUGGAGUAGAGGACUAUCCUUCGAAAUCCACUUCUUGUGUCACUGUAACGACUAGAAUGUUUGAUGCUGCAUUCACGUCUGUAUAUGGACAGAAAUUUAAUGGCAGUGCUACCGAGAAAAUAGUGGAAAAACUCACCCGUGAAAUAUUUGCCUCUUUUAAAGAAAGAAUAAAAGAAAACAAAUGGAUGACAAGAGAACAGAAAGAGUUUGCAAUUUUGAAAGCAGAACGAAUGAAAUCUCACGUCGCCUAUGAGGAUGUCCAUUUCAAUGAAACCGAACUAGAUAAUCGUCACAAAGAUCUCAUCGAACUUCAACAUCUAAAGUUUCUAGAGUUGGUGGACAAAUAUGACUACUCGCAGAGUAUAUCGCUCUUUAGAAGAUUGCUAAACUUUAAUGUUGCGGAAGUACUCGUUCCGAGCCUCUUAGCUAGCGAAGAGGAGUUCAUAGGUCCCUUCUAUGAAAUAGAAUUCAAUAUGGUGGUUAUACCUGUAUCCUUCCUUCACAUGCCGGUUUUUCACAGCGAAUAUCCAGUCUCGUACAGUUAUGGGUCAAUCGGUUCCAUAAUCGCACAUGAGAUCAUACAUGGAUUUGACAUCGACGGAAUAGAGCAUGAUGAAAAUGGAAACCAAAGAACUUUUAAGAGGAACGAUUGGCUAGGAUAUACUAAGGGAGCAACAUGUCUGGAGAAACAAUACAACAACUCUGUGAUCCCUGGUACCGAGUUCAAAGUAGACGGCUUCCGCACACUUAGUGAAAACAUGGCCGAUGUAGAAGGUGUUAAGCAAUCAUUUAUGGCGUAUAAAAGCUAUCAGAAAGAAAAGGGAUAUAUAGAAGAAGGUCGACUUUUGACAACGGAAGAUAUUACGGCAGACCAGCUGUUCUUUUUGGGAUGGGGCAUUAUACUUUGCGAGAAAUACGGCGAAGAGGAAUUGGAAAACGCUAUCCUUGUGGAUAACCAUGCACCAUCAGUUCUAAGGGUUAACAAUGUUGUAUCCAAUAUAGAGGAAUUUGCUGACGCCUUCCGUUGUUCACCUGGCUCACCAAUGAAUCCUGAGAAUCGUUGUUCGGUCUUCUGA